AUGUCCCUGGACUUCGAGGGCAAAGUGGUGAUUGUGACUGGGGCCAGCUCCGGAAUUGGGGCGGCCACAGCAAAAAUGUUUGCCCAGCGAGGGGCUAAGGUGACGCUAUGUGGACGGGACGUGGGCAGACUGAACGAGGCCGUGGAGGAGUGUUCCAAGGUUGGGGGCGGUGAUGCCAGACGAUUCCUAACUGUAGCAGGGGACGUCACCAACGCAGAAAUACGAAAACAAAUCAUCAAGCAGACGAUAGAGAGAUUCGGGCGCCUUGACGUCCUAGUAGCAAACGCUGGAACUAUUGAUCCGAAAAGAAUAAUGGAUGAGACAGAAGAAUCAUUCGACAAUGCAAUCAACACGAACGUCAAGGCCACGUUUUUCCUGAUCCAGAUCGCCAUUCCUGAACUGAUCAAAUCCAAAGGUAACAUCGUGACUGUGUCCUCUAUAAGCAGCACACUGGCUGUUCCGUCUGAGAUUGUCUACUGUAUGACCAAGGCCGCACUUGACCACAUGACCAGAAACCUAGCACUGGAUUUGGCCUCUAAAGGUGUUCGGGUGAACGCCGUUAACCCGACCCUAGUAUUUACUAGAAUCUACCGAAGCUCCGACGACGACCCCGGCGUGGAUAAAUUUCUGAAGGAUUGUGCAGCGGCACAUCCUUUGCAUGGCCGAGCCAGCACCGCCGAAGAACAAGCAGAAGUGAUCGUCUUCCUGGCCAGUGACGCUGCCCGUUUUGUGACCGGGGAGUGUAUCAAAGUUGACGGGGCCGCUACUUUGAUCGGUGUACCCUUUGUAUGA
This is a messenger RNA of Candidula unifasciata, 792 nucleotides long. The record is from the annotation of a GenBank genome assembly. NCBI's taxonomy places the organism in Eukaryota, Metazoa, Mollusca, Gastropoda, Stylommatophora, Geomitridae.